Letharia columbiana is the source of this 399-nucleotide messenger RNA. RefSeq lists its product as uncharacterized. Gene Ontology annotation, biological process: mitochondrial respiratory chain complex II assembly; succinate metabolic process. The record is from RefSeq and is a predicted model, not a curated record. Gene Ontology annotation, cellular component: mitochondrial intermembrane space; mitochondrion. The coding region runs from base 1 to 399 and encodes 132 amino acids. Lineage: Eukaryota; Fungi; Ascomycota; Lecanoromycetes; Lecanorales; Parmeliaceae. The transcript is spliced from 3 exons.
AUGAGAGUAUCGGUACGACUACUGGCGAAGCCUACAGCUAUUGGCUCAACCAAUGGACUAAAGCCAGCUCCAUUGGCUUUGCUGCCACCGAUCCCACUGUACAGACGGCUGCUGCGAGCACACCGGAAAUACUUGGACCCGCAGAUGCGUCUGCUCGGAGACGAGUACAUCAAGAGCGAGUAUCGAUCUCACCGCAAUGUCGAAAAUCCUAUGCAUAUUAUUGGAUUCUUGACCGAAUGGCAGAUGUACGCCCAAAAUAUCGAAGGCGGCUCUUGGAAGGGGGAGAAGAUAGACAAAGGCAAGAUCGACAAGAUGAGUGACCAGCAGCUUGGGCAGCUCUAUGAACUCAUGCAGGCCAUACAGAAGCAAGCACAUGAGGAUGGCGGUAAUGGAUCAUGA